AUGUGUGAUGAAAUCAGCUACCUGAACACUGCCAUGAUCCUAAAACCACAGCUUGGCUACAAAUGGCAUUCUGAUACUCCCCGGUCAGCCAAACGUGUUAGAUGGAAGAAUGGCUGGAGUUCCUCCGGGAGUGAUUACACUGACCGGGAGGAUUCCCGCCUGUCCUCAGGAGAUGAAGUCAGUUUAGGAUCUAAUAGACUCUCACCAGAAAGACGUAGUCCUAGAGGACACUUUGAGAGACGUGUUAGAUGGAAGGAUGGCUGGAGUUCCUCCAGGAGUGAUUACACUGACCAGGAGGAUUCCCGCCUGUCCUCAGGAGAUGAAGUCAUUUUAGGAUCUAAUAGACUCUCAACAGAAAGACGUAGUCCUAGAGGACACUUUGAGAGACGAACCACAAAGCACCUCCAGGAUAGGUGUAUUAUACUAUUAUCUCUCAUUGUUCACCCUUUGGUUUCAAACAGUGUGGAGCAAACAAGCAAAAUACUGCUAUCUCUCACUCCUUCUGAGGUUGCUGUUCUUGGAGAAGGAAUAAAUUUCUUAAGAAACAAACAAGAUGGAAAGAAUUAUAUUGUGUACAAGGAUAAUGGUAUUCUACGAGCCUGUAAGAAUUUGUGUAAGCACCAAGGAGGAUUGUUCAUUAAGGAUAUUGAAGACAUAACAGGAAGAGGUGUGCGUUGCACCAAGCAUAACUGGAAACUGGAUGUGAGCUCAAUGAAAUAUGUGAAUCCUCCAGAUAGCUUCUGUCAAGAUGAAUUAGUUGUUGAAACAGAUAUAAACAAUGGACUUGUGCUAAUUGAAUUACAUCCCCCAAAUCCAUGGGAUACAGAUCCUAGAAAGCCUGAAGAUCUGGCAUUUGGAGAGGUCCAGGUAACAUAUGUAACUCAUGCAUGUAUGGACAUCCAGCUAGGAGACAUAAGAAUGAUGUUUGAUCCAUGGCUAAUCGGUCCUGCUUUUGCACGUGGCUGGUGGUUACUUCAUGAACCACCCAGUGACUGGUUUGAAAGGCUUUGUCGUGCAGAUCUAAUCUACAUCAGUCACAUGCAUUCUGAUCACCUCAGUUACCCUACGUUGAAGAAACUUGCAGAGCAAAGGCCAGAUGUGCCCAUUUAUGUUGGAAAGACAGAAAGGCCUGUAUUCUGGUACCUUGACCAGAGUGGUGUAAAGCUGACCAAUAUUAACAUUGUUCCAUUUGGAGUCUGGCAACAAGUGAACAAGAAUCUUAGGUUUAUGAUAUUGAUGGAUGGCGUUCAUCCUGAAAUGGACACUUGUAUCAUUGUUGAAUACAAAGGGCAUAAAAUCCUAAAUACAGUGGACUGCACCCGGCCCAAUGGCGGAAAGCUUCCAGAGAACGUUGACCUCAUGAUGAGUGAUUUUGCAGGUGGAGCAUCAGGAUUCCCAAUGACUUUCAGUGGAGGAAAAUUUACAGAGGAAUGGAAAGCCCAGUUUAUUAAAACUGAAAGGAAGAAGUUGUUGAAUUACAAGGCCCAGCUGGUUAAUGACUUCAAGCCAAAAAUCUAUUGUCCUUUUGCUGGAUAUUUUGUUGAAGCCCAUCCAUCUGACAGUUAUAUCAAAGAAACAAACCUGAAAAAUGAUCCCACUGAGUUGAAUAAUUUAAUUAAGAAAAAAUCUAAUGGAGUUUCAACAUGGACACCAAAACCUGGAGCUGUACUGGAUUUAGGAAGAAUGAUCAAUGACCCAACAGACAGUUUGGGAAUUGUAGAUCCUCCAGCAGGGACAAAAAUUUUCAAAGACUCAUGGGACUUCAAACCAUAUAUAGAAGCUCUUGCUGCUGCAGUUGAUGAUGAGAUAUUUCUCUCUCCUUCCUGGGUGAAAGAGUACUAUAGCUGGGCUGGGUUUAAAAACUAUGACCUUGUGAUAAGGGUAAUUGAAACUGAUGAUGAUUUCAAUCCUUUGCCUGGGGGGUACAAUUAUUUGGUGGAUUUUUUGAAUUUAACAUUCCCAGCAGAAAGACCAUCCCGUGACCAUCCAUAUGAGGAAAUACGGGCCCGAAUGAGCGUAAUGAGGCAUAUAGUAAAGUAUGGACUACUCUGGGAUGAUCUGUAUAUAGGAUUCCAAACUUAUCUACAACGUGACCCUGAUGUCUAUCAUCACCAGUUUUGGAAUCAUUUCCAAAUUAAGCUUCCUCUGGUACCACCUGACUGGAAAUCGUUCUUGGCACAAGCAAAAUGUUAA
Sphaerodactylus townsendi is the source of this 2193-nucleotide messenger RNA. RefSeq names its product cytidine monophosphate-N-acetylneuraminic acid hydroxylase-like. Gene Ontology annotation, molecular function: 2 iron, 2 sulfur cluster binding. The record is from RefSeq and is a predicted model, not a curated record. The transcript is spliced from 16 exons. NCBI's taxonomy places the organism in Eukaryota, Metazoa, Chordata, Lepidosauria, Squamata, Sphaerodactylidae. The coding region runs from base 1 to 2193 and encodes 730 amino acids.